This is a messenger RNA of Rhinocladiella mackenziei CBS 650.93, 1467 nucleotides long. RefSeq lists its product as uncharacterized. NCBI's taxonomy places the organism in Eukaryota, Fungi, Ascomycota, Eurotiomycetes, Chaetothyriales, Herpotrichiellaceae. The coding region runs from base 1 to 1467 and encodes 488 amino acids. The transcript is spliced from 3 exons. Gene Ontology annotation, molecular function: protein binding. The record is from RefSeq and is a predicted model, not a curated record. Gene Ontology annotation, cellular component: cell cortex of cell tip.
AUGCAGUCAUGGACGAACCAAACAGUCACCCCGGCCAGUCAAACCACUCAGCCAGAUGAUAUGCCUGCGGUCAGGCAGCCGAUUCUCUUCUACGAGGAGGAGACCAAUAUAAUCAAGAGAUAUGGCGGAUGGCCUUACGAAGGAACGAGUAUGCCCUCGGAGGCAUGGUAUUUCGACAUCGGGGGGACAAGUGUCAACUGGCGGAACGGUACCAGCCCGGCCGACAAUGGUUUAUCGGCCAACUCCCACGGACCAUUUGCGUCUGCGUCAGCAUAUACCAACUCGACAUUCUACAACUUUGGCGGCAACGUGUUCAAACCUAAUGCUUUACCGAAUAUGACCGUCCUUUCGGGCUUGGUCACUCAGGACUAUGCGUCCAGGAUCUGGAGCAACAAUACGGCCGAUAUACCUAACCAAAGCAAAUAUCGAACUCAAGCACGCGCGGUCCAUGUACCGAACUUUGGCGGUGAAGGAUUUAUUAUGGUGGUGGGCGGAGAAUCUCCUCCGACAGAAGCAUCCUUCUACGAGACUGGUACCGCGAUGACUGAUAUGUCGGUCAUUACAUUAUACGACAUUGAAUCUGGGAAUUGGUACACUCAAAAAGCGACAGGCGAGAUCCCGCCACCAAGGUCUGAAUUCUGUGCAGUGGGAUCGGCCACCGGCGACGGCCAAUAUUUCGACCUAUUCGUCUACGGUGGCUCGACCAACACGACGUUCGACCUCAAUAAUGCUGACGAUGAAGGGUAUUUGAACGUCUACGCACUUUCACUGCCAGCCUUCCAGUGGUUCAAAUCACCAUCAACCACCACAGUGAGAAGAGCCUGCCAUACUUGCAGCGUCAUUGGAAACCGACAAAUGGUCUCCAUCGGAGGAAGACUUCCCAGCUCCCUUCAAGACCUUGGCGUGGAGCAAGAUCCCUGGCCAAAUGGCAUUGGAGUUUUCGAUAUGACCGAGUUUGCCUGGGUAGAUCAUUACGAUGCCGCCGCAGAGGUCUACGACUCACCUGACCUGGUAAAGCAAUAUUAUGCAUCAAGCUACCAAGAACCGGCUUGGAGUGAUCCUACAUUAGCUUCAAUUUUCGCGUAUACGGUAACCAGUUCGACGAAUUCGACUUCAUCAGGCGGCAGCUCCUCAUCGGAUUCUUCGGGAAGCGACUCCGACAGCAGUGACAAUACUGGUGCGAUCGUGGGGGGUGUUGUUGGAGGAGUUGCCCUGAUCGUCAUCUUACUUGGAGUUUGGUACUGGCUCCGCCGCCGUCGCCGACCAGCUCACACUAUUCCUGACGAGAAAGACCAAAAAUUCCAACCCGUGCCUCACGAGGACCUGGUGGAAGCGGGGUCAAGGCCGCCGUGUUUCGAGGCGGACAGUAAUUUGAGGUCGGAACUCGAUGGGUUAGGGACGAAGCCACAGACCAUCGCUGAGCUUCCGGCCAACGAUGAAAGGGAGAAUCAUCCUCGUCAGUUAUGA